Messenger RNA from Symbiodinium sp. CCMP2592, 5919 nucleotides. NCBI's taxonomy places the organism in Eukaryota, Dinophyceae, Suessiales, Symbiodiniaceae. The record is from the annotation of a GenBank genome assembly.
AUGGCAGAGCCUGCCAUCUUUAGGCUUCCAGAUCCUGGGGACGGUGAGCUUGAGGACAGAGAGUCCGAGUCAGAGGCCGAGGAAGCUCCCAGGUCUGCAGGUGCCCUGCGGACUGUUCGAUAUAGGGACAGACUUCGAAAUGCUUCCCGUGCAGAGGUUUUGUUUCUGUAUGCGAAAACCUGUGGCGACGAAUCAGAAUCUCUGGGCACCGCUGCUGCAGGGAAUUAUUUGUUUUGUGUUGCUGAGCUUGGGGGAAAAUGCAUCAAGCCGUUGGGUGCCCAAGAGCACUUGCAGCAGCAAGAUACUUGGCGAGCUCGGCGUCAGAAACGUCGCGAUCGAGAUUUCGCCGCUAAGCAGAUGUCCCUCCAGAACCAGACAACCCGAAACCAGAUGUUCAAGUGCUGUUUGAAGUCUCUUUUUCGUUUCAGGGCAGCUGUCCAGUUGGGGCCUGCCCAGGCUGCAGUGGCAGGUGCCUGGUGCCGGGCACCUGCAGCUGCUAACCAGGGUGCGGUGACUCCUGUUCCUGCGAUGCCCGCCUUGGCUGGCAGGUUGGCGGUUUUGCCUGCAGGGCAAGCGCAAUGGGUUUUUCAAGCUGCUGCGCCAAGCGUCAUCUUCGAAGCCGUUGCAGAUCGCCAGGGCCUUUACACUUGCUUUGCAGACGGACAGGCGGCGGAGCCUGAAGUAGGCACUGCGAGGCGUUACCUAGGGCGUCCUUUCUGGAUGGUUCGCUUGCCACCAACUGUCAUGAAGCAUUUGAUGGAGAUAGGCAAGGAGUUCGUGGUUCCUGGUGGGCUUGUGACUUCUUUGGGGCACCAGUUGCCCGGAACCGUUCCUGCUGCGGCAGAAGGAAGCCCCAGUGAUGGUGCCGACAGUGGUUCCUCUUCCUCCUGCGAGAUGAAGAAAGUGCGCAGGCCGGCCAUGCAAGAAAUCCUGUUGGGAAAGCUCGCUUACAAGCUCAGCUCAACGGUAGGCAUUCAAGAUGUGGUUCGCACCGUCCUUCGAAUGUUAGUGCCAGAUAGUUUAGGUCUGGCAGACAACAUGAAAGUGUCGCAUGGGCAUGUGCGGAAUAUCUUGCUAAAGCUUGAUGCCUUGCAUUCCUUGUCUCGCCGGUUCCUUGCCCCACCAGGUGGUGGGGCAGACAAGUCGCUGCGAAUUGUCAGGUACAUCAGUCCUGACAGUUCCCCGCAAGCGAAUUAUGAUUAUUUUUGUGCGACAGAAGAGUUGCUGCUCUAUCGUUCCGACGAGCUUCCAAGGGAUGCGGGUGGAAAUGUAGCUCCUUUCAAAGGGUUUGAACACCAGAGGCGUUCGAUGUUGUGUACAACAAUUGCGAGAGGACAAGGAAGCACAGCUUCGAAGGCAAGCAAGAUGGUACAUAUGAUUGCCGUUGAGAGUGGUGCGUCUCUCUUUGAGACGUAUCGUUCGGAAGUUCGGGGCUUCUUAAGCGAUCAAGGAACGGAGCGAGGCAUAGCAUCGUUUCCAGUCCGCAGUUGCUCUGAGGUCCAGAGUAUUGUGGGCGCUCAAGCUUUGGCGAGCGAGGCAAUACAGGAGGAUUUUCGUGAAUUGCCGCUCUUUCAUUCCGCUCUACACAUACCGGGAACACUACACAUAGUGUUUAACGCACUGGAAUUCAGCUUGAAGCAGCUUGAAACCUGGCAAAAAUUCGAGAAACAGUUGAACAGCAUCACCCGUGUGUGCAAAGAAAAGAGUUACUCAGAAGUAAUUCUUGUGAGAAUGAUGAAGCAUGCGAGCCCCGAGGAGAGACGGUUGUUGCAUCGGAUGGAUGACCUCUUAGACUGGAGGUGGGAUUCGCUCGCAAGAGUGCUGAAGGUUUGGGUUCCUCUAUAUCCCACCUUCAAGAAAUAUUGGAACCCAGCUGUUUUUGGUGGGGACAGCUCGUCAGUCACAAUUCGAGCUGUGACGGAAGCGUUGGCAGACGAGUGCCAUUUCGACAUGGCAGUGUGGACGCAUCAGUUCUCUGCCGAGGCCACCAGGCUGGCCCACUUUUUCGAGGGUUGUCACUGCCAUCAGGAGCAGCUGACAGACCCAGAAAACCGGGAAAAGAUAAACUGUUGUUGGAAAGGCAGGCGCUUGCCUUGGCUUGCGGUUGGUAAUCUCCAGGGAGCUUUGCAAGAUGCCAUGACAAACAACGAGAUUAGUGUUCUUGCGCAUCUCUUGUCUCGUUCUAGUGAAACUGCAAGUCGGAUGGCGCACAUGGCGGACACGUGCAACAAAGUAUUUGUUGCCGUUAUCCAGCAAAAGCUUGCGUAUGCUCAGCAAGUACCAUGGGUGUUUGCCGCAGCGUUUGCGGGGUAUAUGGGCGAGACUUGGGGCCGAGUGAAAAAGGUUCUUCGGCCACAUCUUCAGAACGUUGACAACAUGAUCUCCAGUGGCCAAGUCGGCGCUCUAGACUCUGUUACACAUGCUUUGUUUGGACCAACCGACACAGGCCGCAUGCUCCGAGAGUUUCUGAACUCGGAGGAUGACGUGCCCCUUGAUCGAUGGCCAGCGUUGUUUUGGAGAGUACAGGAAUAUGCCUUUGUUUCUUUGUCCGAGCGACACACGGAGAGAGAGCAUGUCGGUGUCAAGGUUGCAGCAAACCGUGGUCUCACAAAGGCUGGGCCUGCAGUUGUCUGCAGCCGCAAGCGCAGAGAUCAAGUGUUAGAGAUGCUGGAAGAUGAGAAACAGCUCGCUUUCUUGGUCAACAAUUGGCGCAGCAGGCGCCUUUGGAGUAGCCUGCUGGAGCACAUGCUCACUCACGAAGAGGUUCGACUUAUGGACACGCCAAAGAGGCUUUCCCGCUUGUACGGGUAUAGCGAGGAAGACCACUUCAAAGAUUGCGAGGACUCUGUUCGUGCUGAUGCCGUUUACCGCCAAACUUUGAGAGAUCAGACUUUGUUACUGGCCGGAAGCUUCAAGCUUCCGAGUGCUUCCCACCAGGUAGUGAACUGGCUGAAAGGCCAUUUGGCGACGGGCGUGUUUUUCAGUGUGUCCACGCAUGUCUUUGAGCUACUUGUCGACAGGGGUCGGAGAUGUGAAGACCCAGCCGCAUCCUUCAGAACCGACGUGCUGCUGUCUAUUCUGCGAGCCGACGUCCACCCUCGGGUAAGUGAUCGUGCUUCGGUUUUCUGCUCGGUGCUGGAUGCCAGGCCAGAAGCAAGAACGGAUGCUCGUGUUUCGCGACCUGCUGCACACAUCACAGACCCGAAGCUAGGCCGCCGCAGCUGUGUGGUUGUGCAGCGUUUCCACGACGUGGAUGUUUCCCAGGGCGUGCACGGCCUUGGUGGAGAUGUGCGGGUGGCGUGCACGAAUGUGCGGAUCGAGGUUCUCGACUUGGCACGGGUGUGCACAGCAGAGAACUUGAAAGCCUUUUGUGCAAACUGUUUGCUCUGGCGUGCUAUGCCUGCGGAACUGGCCUUGGCUCUGGGAGACGAGUCCACGCAGCCAGGUUUGCUGCAGGAGCCGCAAGUGCAGAAACUUCCAGAGAUUGUCUUAGACAGCGAUCCUGCCUGCUUGUUGAGUCGACCGCCUCCGGAUCCGCAUGUGGAAGAUGCCCUCGACAUCCUGCACCCCCCUGCCCAUGUCGUGCAGAAUGCGGACGACUCUGCGGUGCUGCAGGUCUACGGUGCUCCGUGUAGCGACCGAGAAAUGCAAGCUAUCAAAGAGUUGCUGCGAGCAAGGGCCAUCGGCAUUGAAUCUGCUGUGUAUGCCACAGACCUUGAACACUUCGAUGCUGUUGCACUGGAAGGCUUGCGUGACCGAGGUCUUGUCAUCUGCGAGACUGAUAUGUUCUCAGAUGUAUCCGUCGCCUUGACGGGCAAGUUGACCUACAGUGCAAGCUUGGUGCUGGCACGGCCAUUGUUGCUUUGGGAGCUUGACCAAACGACUUUGACUCGAGGCCAGAUGCCAGGCCGAUCAAAGUUGGAGUUAAUUCGUUUGUUGUUUGUCUUGGGCUGGGAGCCAGGGCUGGGCCGGGAAGCGUGGCAUCGCAAGCAGGGAGAGAAACGUCUUCCAGAUGACGUUCUAGUUUGCAGCCUCCCCUUCCUCAGAGCUUUGAUGCUGAGUCGGCUUAUAUGGGAAAAGCCCGGCAACUUGUCGGGCAUUUACUUGAAAGGCCCCCAGCAGUAUUAUGAGUUCUUGGUGGAUCAGGACGAUCUCAGCAGCUUGCGGGAUGCUUCUGCAGAGGAAAUCAAUGCUCGGUUCGCGCAGAAGAAAAAAAGACCUGCUGGCCGCAGCUUGACAAGAGAUGCGGCUACAGGUCUGGAGCUUGACCCAGAGGCUGAUGAUGCCGAGUUAGAAGAGCUUGUGCAAGAGCUGCCUGAAAAGCUCAUGCAAGCAGAAGAGCCGCAGCCAAGCAUGGCCAGCGGUGGUAGACGUGUCGCUCCUCUAGAAAUCGACUUGGGAGGCGGCGGGCUGCUGCCUUUUUGCUUGCUUGGCAAAUGCGAGCAGCUCACCACCGCAGAGCUGAAGCUCACAUUGCGGUGGGUGCCGGUGGUCUACAACCAGUGGGGCGAGGCGCAGCUCCCACACCGGCCGCCUGCGCUGUUGCCGCCGCAUCCGCCGGCGGCGGCGGCCCCUUUUGCUGGCACGGGUGCAGCCCACGGUGCAGCCACAGGUGGCGGUGUUGCUGCUAACCCCUCGGGGGCUGCAGCAAUGCCGGCGCCGAAAAAAAAUCCUGGCCAGGUGGACCUAAGCAGCGAGGAUGACGACGAGGAGUCUGAGGAGGAGGAGGCGGCUAAGAAGGACGAGGACAAGGAGCCGGACUCCCAGUCGCGGAAGGAUGAUAUCGUGGUGGUGGACCACGACCAGGAGAAGAAGAAAGAAGAAAAGGGUGGCAAAAAGGAGGAGGCUGCUCAGAAGCGCAAGAAGAAGAAGGAGAGCAGCUCUUCCAGCGGAGGCAACAGUGAGUCCUCCAGCAAGAAAGAAAAGCCCCGUGCAGCCCCCGCUGCCAAGGAGGCCAAGCAGGCACACGAGGCCCAGGCCGACGAGAAAGAGAGCGGCAAGGCCAAGGAGCCCAAGGAAGACAAGGAGGCGGAGGCGGCGGAGGGCGAGCCUGCAGCGCGGCCUGCGAGGAAGAACCGCAGCCGGCACUCAGCGGACGAGGCAGAUGUCGUUCGCUGCGAGCACUGCUGGAUGUGUGUGAAGAAAGAAGGCCUGCAAAGCCACCUGGAGAACAGCGAAUACUGCCGCCAGUGGCGGCUCCACGCCGCCGGCCAAAAUGUGGCCGGCCAAAAGCCUGCGGAAGAGCAGGCGAGCUCGGGUGCGUGCCAGUGCAGACACUGCUCACGGCAGUUCAUGCGCAGGUGGGACAUGCUGCAGCACUGCCUGGGCACGCACCCGAACUCCGACGAGGCUAAGGAAUGCUUGCAGGCCAUGCACAAUAAGCGGAAGAAGCAGCCAUCAAAGGAGGACCGGGCGGCUAGCAUGAGCCAACACAGGCCGCCGGUGCAGCUGCGGAGCAGGGGGCGUGUGGAGGAGCCGCCGCACAGACGUGGCCCGCGGCGUGAAGAGAGCCGAGAUGAUGAUGGCAGCCGUGGGCGGCGGAGAAGCCGUGGUGAGAGCCGCCAGAGCCGUGGCCAGGCAAGCUCUCGAGGCGGCGGCCAGGCAAGCUCUCGGGGGAGCCGCAAAGGCGGCGGCCAGGCAAGCUCUCGAGGGAGCCGCAAGAGCUCCCGCGGCAGCGAGCACAUGGACCGACGCUUCUCGGGCCGCUCCCGCAGCCGCAGGGCGAGCGAGCCUGCGGCAAGCUCCGGCCGCCGUGGGCGCGAUUCGCGGAAGGAGCCGACAGGGCAGCUAGGCCGCAGCAAAUCAUCGCCAAGGGAUCGGGCCAUGGUGGCGGGUCAGAGCCAGAGCCCUCAGAUCCCCCAGAUGAUGCUGGCCUUUUUCGAUGCCACCACAAAGAUGCUGGACAUGCAGCAGCAGUAG